Ornithodoros turicata is the source of this 1295-nucleotide messenger RNA. It is a transcript of the gene Arpc2, whose product is annotated as actin-related protein 2/3 complex subunit 2-like. The transcript has 10 exons. The record is from RefSeq and is a predicted model, not a curated record. Gene Ontology annotation, cellular component: actin cytoskeleton; Arp2/3 protein complex. NCBI's taxonomy places the organism in Eukaryota, Metazoa, Arthropoda, Arachnida, Ixodida, Argasidae. Gene Ontology annotation, biological process: Arp2/3 complex-mediated actin nucleation; actin filament polymerization. The coding region runs from base 69 to 971 and encodes 300 amino acids. Gene Ontology annotation, molecular function: actin filament binding; structural constituent of cytoskeleton.
CUGUUAUCACAUCCGCCCUGAGUGCCGAGUGUGUUGUGUGAGAUUUCGCUUUUUUUCUCCCAUUAAGAAUGAUUUUACUAGAAACCAACAACAGAAUUAUAGAGGAGACACUGAGGCUCAAGUUUAAAAAUGCUCAGUCUGCGAACAAGCCCGAGGCUAUCGACGUCACGAUUGCAGACUUCGAUGGCGUUCUGUAUCAUAUAUCAAACCCAAAUGGAGACAAGACGAAGAUAAGGAUUAGCAUAUCCCUAAAGUUUUAUAAGGAGCUUCAAGAACACGGCGCAGAUGAGCUUCUGAAGCGAGAAUAUGGGUCGUUACUGACGGAAUCUGAGACAGGAUACAAUGUCAGCCUGCUUUAUGACCUCGAAAAUGUUCCCACGGAUUUUGAAAGCUUGAUCAGCAAAGCGGGACAGUUGAAACGGAACUGCUUUGCAUCUGUCUUUGAGAAGUACUUUGACUUUCAAGAACGUGGUGAAGGCGCAGACAAGAGGGCCGUGAUACACUACAGGGACGAUGAGACCAUGUAUGUUGCUGCAAAGCCUGAUAGAGUGACAGUCGUGUUCAGCACCAUCUUCAGGGAUGACAAUGACGUGGUCAUAGGAAAGGUCUUCAUGCAGGAAUUCAAGGAAGGGCGUAAAGCGAGCCACACGGCACCACAGGUCUUGUUCAGUCACAGGGAACCCCCCUUAGAGCUGGAAAACACUGAUGCCCGUGUUGGCAACAAUGUGGGUUACAUUACUUUUGUCCUCUUCCCAAGGCAUACCAGUCGCCAGGCACGUGAUAACACGAUAAAUUUGAUCCACACCUUCAGAGACUACCUGCACUACCACAUCAAGUGCUCCAAAGCCUACAUUCACUCAAGAAUGCGAGCCAAAACAUCAGAUUUCCUGAAGGUGCUAAACCGUGCAAGGCCAGACCCUGUUUCUGUGGAGAAGAAGACAAUCACGGGACGUACAUUUACGAGGAACUAGGCAUUGACCCCCUUGCUAACUAUGUACGGUCUGCUUUCACAGCAGUUAAAACCUUUAACACUGGCACCGGUACCACUGCAGGCCGAUCUUGUUGUGUUUGAUAAGAGUUUUAAUUAUGUUUGUUCUUUUCAUAUAUAAUCCUGUACAACACCGAAACGCAUGAGAAUAGCAUUGUGAUUAUUUCAUUUUGAAUGCAGCCAUGUCCCAUGGUAAUUAUUUAAAGCUGUAAAUGGAGUAAGCAUUUACACAUUAUAUUGCAGAACAUGCUGCGAUGGGGCUGUGAUUGUACAUACUUUGUCUGCCAAAUAAACAGUUUUUCAUACA